AUGAUCACACCUUUUCACGCCAUCGGCGUCCUCUUGCUGGGUUACAGUGGCCUCUGUACUGUACAGCUGCUAUGGAACUACAGAAAGGCCAAGGCGAUCGGCCUUCCAGUACUCAUCACACCUAUUGACCCUUCAAAUGUCCCUUAUCUACUCUGCUCCAGCUGGCUGGAACCCCUGCUUCGAAAGGUUCUGCCUUUUGGACUGGGAAAUUUCGUCGAGUACAACAGUCGCGACUGGAAUUACAGCCAGAUCCAUGGUCUUCAGGAACGCAUUGGUGAUACAUUCAUCAUCGUCAGUCCUAAGCAGAUCCGCGUCUUUACUGGCAACGCCAAAGCAUCUGAUGACCUUUGUCGCCGACGCAAGGACUUUGUUAAAGCUGUAGCUCUUUACAAGCCGCUUGAGAUCUUUGGCCGUAAUGUUGUAACUACUGAGGGCGAUGACUGGGUGCGACACCGAAGAAUCACCACCCCGCCGUUCAAUGAGAGGAACAGCGCGCUCGUGUGGGAUGAGUCCAAGCGACAGGCCACAGACAUGCUCAACAUGUGGGCGUCAAACCCAAAGGGUGUCGUCAAUCCCCAGAGCGAUACCAUGGUGCUUGCUCUUCACGUCCUCACAGCUGCUGGAUUUGGCAGAAGCUACAAGUUCGGAAGCGGACUCGAGAGUGAAUUGGAGAACCACAGUCUCAGCUAUCGCGACGCCCUCAGUCUGAUCCUCGGAAACCUCUUUACCGCCGUGUUUACAGCCACCCUUAAUCUCCCCACCUGGAUGUUGCCCUCCAAGUUCAAGAAAGUCCAGGACGCUGUCAUCAACUUCCGUCAGUACAUGGCCGAGAUGGUCGCCGAGGAGCGCGAGGCCAUGAACGCCGGUGCGGAGGAGCAGGAUAAUCUCAUGAGUAUCCUGGUGCGCGCUUCUGAGAAUGAGAAUAAGCAGGGCAAGGGUGCCCGCCACUUGACUGAUACCGAGAUUUACGGCAACCUGUUCAGCUACAAUCUCGCCGGACACGAAACUACAUCCAACACCUUGGCAUACGCAACUGUACUCCUCGCGGCAAACCCAGAAUGGCAGAAAUGGGCUGCUGAAGAGGUCGACCAAGUCACAGCAGGGGUUGAUCUGAAGGACCUGGACUACGAAACUUAUUACCCUCAAUUGAAGCGCGUCCUCGCCAUCAUGCACGAGACAUUGCGAUUAUUUGGUGCAGCAAGGGCAGUCCCCAAGACCACCCUCGUGGACCAGAUUCUCAAGGUUGACGGUACUUCUUACACGAUACCCAAGAACACCUUUAUCGGCGUCAACCUUGCAGGACUGCACAUAUCAUCCGCAUCAUGGGGCGACAACGCACUGGAAUGGCUCCCCAGCCGCUGGAUCACCCGGGAUGAGACCGAAGGCGAAAAGAUGACUGUCAUGCCCACAGGGGCCUUCCUUCCUUGGGCCGCCGGCCCACGCGUGUGCCCAGGUAAAAAGUUCUCACAGGUAGAAUUCGUGGCCGUGCUUGCAUGCCUUCUCAAGGAAUACACCGUGGAGCCGGAUGCAGACGGUGAAGGAGACCUCAAGACUGCGGCGUCAAUGGCGCUCAUGGAAGAGGCGAAGCAAUCGAGUUUCAAUUUCCUGCUCAAGGUAAAGCACCCUGAGAAGAUCAAGUUGCGGUGCGUGCGGAGGUCCGAGAACAGGGCUUAG
Molecule: messenger RNA, 1674 nt
Organism: Fusarium pseudograminearum CS3096
Lineage: Eukaryota; Fungi; Ascomycota; Sordariomycetes; Hypocreales; Nectriaceae
Exons: 3
Coding region: 1-1674 (557 amino acids)
Molecular function (GO): iron ion binding; oxidoreductase activity, acting on paired donors, with incorporation or reduction of molecular oxygen; heme binding
Source: RefSeq, a predicted model, not a curated record